This is a messenger RNA of Chenopodium quinoa (quinoa), 1749 nucleotides long. RefSeq lists its product as uncharacterized. Gene Ontology annotation, biological process: DNA integration. Lineage: Eukaryota; Viridiplantae; Streptophyta; Magnoliopsida; Caryophyllales; Amaranthaceae. Gene Ontology annotation, molecular function: RNA-DNA hybrid ribonuclease activity; nucleic acid binding. The record is from RefSeq and is a predicted model, not a curated record. The transcript has a single exon. Bases 1 to 1749 code for a protein of 582 amino acids.
AUGGGUAAAAGAGCAAAUCGAUGCACUAGAAGUGGUGAGAAACCAUUUGAGAUCUCUCCCGACGGUAGAAAGACCGGAGAGAGGCGAGUUGUUGCAACUUUACAUCUCUGCCUCACCAAAAACAACUGCAGCAGUGUUGCUAGUCGAGAGAAAAAGACAAUAGAUGCCGAUAUAUUUUGUCAGUCAUGUGUUGUGUUGAAUGCGACAGAGCGCAGGUAUCCGUUAAUUGAAAAAUUGGCGUUGGCAGUGGUAAUGGCGGCAAGGAAGUUGAGGCCGUAUUUUGAUUCUCAUCCUAUAGAUGUUCUAAUUAAUCAUCCAUUGGAAAAGUCGCUGCAAAAGAUGGAUACGUCGGGCCGAUUAUUAACAUGGGCAGUAGAGUUAUCAAAGUACGAGAUACAUUAUAAGCCUAGAACAUCAAUCAAGGCUCAGGCCCUUUCGAAUUUCAUUGUUGAAACCUCAUACAAUGAUGAAGAGGAAGAGUUGGGAACUUGGCAAGUGUCAGUGGAUGGCUCCGCAACAUCAACAGGGUCAGGGGCAGGAGUUGUAAUAACGGCUCCAGAUGGCAAACUUUUUGAAUAUGCAAUGAAAUUUAAGUUCAAAGCCACUAACAACGAAGCUGAAUAUGAAGCUACAAUAGCUGGGAUUCAGUUGUCAGUAGCAGCAGAAGCAAAACGCCUAGUUCUAACAACUGAUUCACAGUUGGUAUCCAGUCAGUAUACCGGAGAAUAUGAAACACGAGAGCCAACAAUGAUAAAGUAUCUUGAAAAAAUGAAACAGUUAAUAGCGCAGUUGCAGUAUUUUGAAAUAAAGCUGGUACCAAGAGCGCAGAACGCGCAGGCCGACGCGUUGGCAAGAUUGGCCAGUUCGAGCUUUAAUGAUUUAGAGAGAACGGUUAUGGUGGAGAUCUUAACCCAAAAGAGUAUAGAUGAAGAAUUGGAAACGGUUCUGUGUAUCAGUAACAGCACCCAGUGGUUUGAUAAAAUUGUGGCAUAUCUCCUGUAUUGGGCGUUACCGCUUGAUAAGGGGGAAUCAAGGAAGUUGCGGAGAGAUAGUGUGUGGUUUAUUAUGCAUCAGGGUCAAUUGUAUAAAAGGGGAUUUUCAUUACCGUUGCAGAGAUGCAUAACAGAUGUUGAGUCAGCCAAGUUAGUUGAAGAAAUACAUGAAGGCACCUGCAACAAUCAUCUCGGUGCAAGAGCUCUAUCACGAGAAGCAAUGAGAAGGGGAUUUUACUGGCCGACUAUGAAUGAAGAUGCCGUCAGAUAUGUAAAAAAGUGUGAAAAGUGUCAAAAAUUUGCGCCUGUAAUCAAUUUGCCACCAGAUGAUAUAACUCCGAUGCUUAAUCCAAUCCCUUUUACUCAAUGGGGGAUGGAUAUAGUAGGGCCAUUUCCUUCAGCAACAAGAGGAAGGAGGUUUUUUAUAGUGGGGGUUGACUACUUUACAAAGUGGAUAGAGGCAGACCCGGUAGCAAAUAUAAUAGCAUUUGAAGUAAAAAAGUUCAUCUGGAAGAGUAUCUUCACCAGGUUUGGUUUGCCGAUGGCAAUGGUGUUUGAUCAUGGGUCGCAAUUUGAUUGUAAGCCAGUCAAAGAUCUUUUAGCAAUGUACAAAGUCAAGUUUGCAUAUGCAGCAGUAUGUCAUCCACAGUCGAAUGGCCAGGUCGAAUCCGCAAAUAAGCAAAUCAUAAAGGCAAUUAAAAAGAAAAUUGAAGAUGCGAAGGGUUUAUGGGCUGAUUUAAUACCAGAAAUCCUUUAG